AUGUCAGCGUCAAAAGCAGUGCGGAAGAGAACGUUUCAUCCCCCGUGCGUACCGCCUCCUAAUCCCGGCGGCUUGGAUUGGGGGAGAGGCAUUAAGCAUGGGCGCUCACAGAGCCUUUCUCGGGCUGUAUAUGGUCCUGCGCCGCCUCGGGAUACUCACCCUCGUGCUAACUCUGUAUACCCCACGCCUGAGUCUUCUGCGUGGAGGCCUAUGGUAGACAUACCUUCGCCACGCGGUAUUCCCUUGCGUGCGCCGGACGUUUCAAGUGCAACACGCUCACAAGCAGUGGAGGAGUCUUACCUGAGCGACUUGGAGGAAGGAUCUGAUUCAAGCUCAGACUCGGACUCAAGCAGGAAAGAUUCCGACUCGGGGGGCGAAGAUUCCGGUCCGGAUAAAUUGGCUAGCGGGAGCGAGGAUGAAGAAUACGAAGGAGGGGGGAGAAUGAGAAUGAGAAUGGGGGUGUUCCCCCUGCUGCUACGCAAACAAAAUCAAAAGUUAUCAGCGGCUCGAAGAAAGGUAAAGGUGAAGGCGGAAGGAUCGAAACUUAUGACUCGCUCGACAAUCAAACCAAAGAUAAUGUCGAUCGAGCUGCUCUCCCAAGCGGAGAGGAGUGUCGCAAUGACUCAUACGCGCAACUCAAUCAUGAGCCUGUGCGGUGGGAAGAAACAGAUUAAAUCAUUAGCCGAACUCGAGCUCCGAUAUCAACCAGACAACGAACCGUUGUGGGUAGACGAGGCCGGCAUUGUUGCAAUGCACCCAGACCGUUCGUUCGAAGACAAUAUGCGUGGUUUUGGGCACCUUUUCGACGACAUUGUGACCGAUUCUUCACGCAUGGCUCCUUCCCAGCAGUCGUUCUUGUCAACAGUUGAUUUGUCCGUCUUUCGCUCCUGUUUAAAUGCAGGUGUGUUUACAACGUUCAAGGAUACCUGGAAGGCGAUUCAAGACGGGACCGGAGAUGAGCGGGAAAAGAAGAAGAGGGCAAACUCGCGCAGAUCAUCAAGGAAGACAACGAAAGCUGUAAAUCGUCGUAAUGCCCUUGAAAAUACUGAGCUUGUAUUUGAUAAUUUCCAGUUCCUUGUUGACGUCGGCUUUCAGUCGUCAGAUUCCUCGGAAAAAGAAUCGAGCGAUGGAGAAUGUGGAAUGGUAAAGAACAAGGCAAGGAGCAAGAGGAAGAAGGCAAAGACGGUGAAAGAACAUAGCUACCGGAGUGAAAAGGCCACUCAGAUCCUUGGCGCGCUGGAUGUCAAAUAUGGAUUAAUGAAGAAACGAAGCGGCAACUCGCAAUAUGAGGUAGUCAAAUACGUGAAGACGGACUCGGCAGUUCCAAAGCUCAGGACAAAGAACCUCAAGAUUUCGAAAUGGGCUAUUCGCCAGGAGUGGUUCGAUGCAAAUCCCAAACUUGAGCAAAAGUCCCGGGGGCUCAUUGAUAGCACAAAGAACGUAAUGCCCCAGGAGGACAUUGUCAAGGUACUUUUGCAUGAAUACAAGCUGGAUCCAAGGGAGUAUGUAGACGCACCUCAGCACUCUGCUCUCAAGACCAGCCAACCUUUACCCGUUCAGCCCUCUGUACCUGGUCAGCCCAAUAUACGCGCCCCAAUUCGACCUGACCCAAUAUCGGGCCUGACUUUGCCCAACAAAACUUCUAUGCUACCCAAUCAGCCAUUUGUACCGGACUCUGCCCCUGGACAUGGAGCUGUGAUUGUGGCUCCCGCCUCAGGCACUCGGUCAUCUAUUACCACCCAACCUCUUGCACCCAUCCAGCCUUCCCCUCCAAUCUCACCUAGUGCGCCUCUUGUAGCUUGUGACCAGCCGCUGCAAGCCCCAACUAAUGUUGGUAUCCCAUUCAACUUGGAUCGCAUGCAGCCUGACGGUCAAAACUCCCAUCGUGCCAAUAACAUCCAACUUGAUUUUGCCAACUUGAACGGCGAUUUGAGUGUUGAUUAUAUGGAUUUUGGAGCAUACGUACCUGACUUGCGGUACGAACGCAACGGAGUAUGGCUCUCUAAUCCCCAAGGCGGCCAUAACAAUCUUGUUGUCCCAGAGAAUACAUACUUGCAUUCCCAGCAGUCGCGCCCUGGGCAGAUGUAUCCUUGUCAACCAUAUUCCAACCAGCCCUAUCCCAACCUCAACCGGUUGUAUCCAACGUAUCCAAUGACCGGACAAGGGGAGUUUGGAUCAAACACAGAGCAGAGUGUGGUGGGAUUAGCCGACGGAAACCCUUCGAAGACAAAGUCAAGAAAAGAAAAGAUAGGGAAGUCAGGGAGAAAUAAAUCAAAAAUGGUCAAGUCAAGCAAUGCUUGCAAGCGCAAGUCCAAUGGUAGGGUGGUCAAGGAUGAAAGCGACGAAGUGGAGCCAGUCGCUGGUCCAUCAAAUACACCGGCCAACUUUUCUAGUGUUAAGAAAGUAAGGUUGACCGGUCUUGUAGGAAAGUAG
This is a messenger RNA of Rhizoctonia solani, 2433 nucleotides long. RefSeq lists its product as uncharacterized. Lineage: Eukaryota; Fungi; Basidiomycota; Agaricomycetes; Cantharellales; Ceratobasidiaceae. The coding region runs from base 1 to 2433 and encodes 810 amino acids. The record is from RefSeq and is a predicted model, not a curated record. The transcript has 9 exons.